GUUUCAAGUUGGUCUAUCUAUUAUAAAAAAUGGUUAAAUCACAAUAUUGUCCAUUGCAGGCUUACUUCCUGAUUAACGGAUUGUGUAUUGCCAUCAUAUUAUUGCAUUCGCAAGCCAAUGGUUGUAGUGGAAUCGAUUUCCGGUGUGAUGUGGAUGAUCCUCAGAAAUAUUUCGUGUGCCUCAAUGGUGCUUGGUUUAGUAGAUCGUGCGCGGGAGGCUUGGUAUGGGAUACCUCAAUUUCUGCAUGCAACCGGGAAGAUUUCCCUUCCUACGUAGCUUGCCAAUCUGAUUCAAAAGCAACAACGAUGUCUGGGACAGGAAAAAUAGCAUCAUCUGACACUGAGUCAACAAAGACAUCGAACACGGGAUCAACAGUGACAUCUGACACUGAGUCAACAAAGACAUCGAACACGGGAUCAACAGUGACAUCUGACACUGAGUCAACAAAGACAUCGGACACGGAAUCAACAGUGACAUCUGACCCUGGAACAAGAAUGCCAUCUGACCCUACAACAAGAAUGACAUCUGAACCUGGAACAACAAUGACAUCUGAACCUGAAACAACAAUGCCAUCUUACCCUGGAUCAAUAUUGACAUCUGACCCUGGAUCAACCGUGACAUAUGACCCUGGAUCAACAGUGACAUCUGACCCUGGAUCAACCGUGACAUAUGACCCUGGAUCAACCGUGACAUAUGACCCUGGAUCAACCGUGACAUUUGACACUGGAUCAACAGUGACAUCUGACCCUGGAACAACAGUGACAUCUGACACUGGAUCAACAGUGACAUCUGACACUGGAUCAACAGUGACCUCUGACCCUAGAUCAACAGUGACAUCUGAAACUAAAUCAACAAUGCAAUCUGACCCUGGAACAACAGCGACCUUUGACACUGAAGCAACAGUGACAUCUGAUCAUGGAUCAACAGUGACAUCUGACCCUAGAUCAACAAUGACAUUUGACACUGAAACAACAGUCACAUCUCUCCCUGGAACAACAGCGACCAUUGACACUGAAGCAACAGUGACAUCUGACCCUAGAUCAACAAUGACAUUUGACACUGAAACAACAGUCACAUCUCUCCCUGGAACAACAGCGACCUUUGACACUGAAGCAACAGUCGCGUCUGAUCAUGGAACAACAGUAACGGCGAUAUCUGAUAACAGGUCAUCUACAGUUACCGUUUCCACACCGAACAAUACUGACAUAGUUUACAUUAGAAAUAUGUGUUCAUGUAACUGCAUAGGAACGGGGUAUUUCAACGCCAACCAUGUGUCAUUUCAAAUGUUACUGCGUCAUAUGAGAAACCGAUUGAUUUUGAAUGCGAAAUUACUGUCUUCAACACGUCGGAGGCAAGCAUGUGCUGACGACUCACGCAUGUCUUCACAGACCAUUGGUUAUGCAUUUGUAUUGGUUGUCAUUUUACCCUUACUUCUUGCUUUGGUCGCUGACCUGACCAGAAUACUGACAUUUUAAACGAAAUACUUUAUCAAAUCAGAUAAAACGGUGACAGAAAUGCUAAGAAUAUAAAUUGUAUUGGACCGUGUGUUUCGGAAGAAUAAGCGUCUUUUGUUUCAUCGACGAACUUCAUAUCAACGAUCAUCAACUGUGUCUUACUUCAUAUCUAUAAUCAUCGAACGCAUCUUACUUCAUAUCAAGGAACAUCAUUGCUUUUGCAUGGACUAUGUUACCUCUUCUGAUAAGUUCUUCAAUAAAGUCGUAAGAGAGGGGUACAUGUUGUUCACGUAUCUAUGUCAAUAGUCUGUUGGGCGAUCUUGUCGAAUCAAAAUAAGGAUGAUAAUCAAGAAAGUGAAUAAUUUUUGAUAGGAGAGAAGUCUUAAGGAGCACAUGUUCAUAAUUCGUUCAAAAGCUUCGUAAAUUCAUAAAAAGACAUACAUUCAUUUCAUUAUACAGUAUCACAAUAAAGUAAAGAUGGUACUUGAAAGUUUUGACAAAGACUUAUCUGGAUAACGGGCCGAGUCUGCAUUGAAACAAGGAUCAUAAGAAUUCUUUAAUUUAGAAAUCCACUGUAAACGAGGAAGUUAAAAAUCCAUAAUUUAUCAUUCAUCGGUAAUUUUAGAAAUGUAAAAGGGAUUAAUAAACAGUCAUGUUAAUGAUAUCAACACAAUGUCCAUGUAUGUCACCGAGGAGAUGAUAUGUGCAUUUCUCAUAUUUCAGCCUUGAACAUAUCCAUUAAAAACAAUUUCAAAUAUCUGUGAAUAUUGUUUUGCGCAGUACCAAAGCUUUGACUCAUAUUAUGAUAGAAGUCUUCUUAGGUGACACAAAACAAAAGGUGAUGUGCAGUUUUUUUUAACGUAUCACAUCUCGCUCAAUAUAUUGUCAGAGCUGCACCGUGUUUAUUUCGCUAUUUACUUCAUGUGCUUAAUAUACAUGGACAGAAAAAUGAGCUUUAUAUAUUUUGUGAUGUGUAAAUAUUUAUAUUUUACUGCUGUUGAUAUUUUUAGAUUUUUAGU
Messenger RNA from Pecten maximus, 2473 nucleotides. Its product is annotated as mucin-5AC-like. NCBI's taxonomy places the organism in Eukaryota, Metazoa, Mollusca, Bivalvia, Pectinida, Pectinidae. The transcript has 3 exons. Gene Ontology annotation, cellular component: extracellular region. The record is from RefSeq and is a predicted model, not a curated record. The coding region runs from base 30 to 1475 and encodes 481 amino acids. Gene Ontology annotation, molecular function: chitin binding.